Molecule: messenger RNA, 1872 nt
Organism: Schizophyllum commune H4-8
Lineage: Eukaryota; Fungi; Basidiomycota; Agaricomycetes; Agaricales; Schizophyllaceae
Product: GroES-like protein
Exons: 6
Coding region: 390-1634 (414 amino acids)
Molecular function (GO): oxidoreductase activity
Source: RefSeq, a predicted model, not a curated record
GGUAUGUUCGAGCGAGCACCGUGCGACAACCUCCCAAUCCUCCGCGCGACAUUCGAUCCCGACGGUCGCCCGCCCCUCUCUUGACGCGGCCGAGUUAUGGGGCAACAUUUAGUAGGCGCACGCCGUCCGGAAGGACCCAGUCCCCGCACUCUGGUCAUCUGCGAGUCAUCUGCACCUGCGAAUUUGUAGACUUUUCUCUAUCGAGACCGCGAUGGCGCGCCCGCCCCUGCCCGCCGGCGACAAAUUCCGGGAGCCGCCUAGACUUGCGAUGGGCCAUUUAUACGUGCCGCGCGCGCGCGCUGCUCGCGCUCUACAUCGGCCUACCCGCGCUUCGGAAGUAUUUGCGCAGUCCAGCACCGACCCCGACACAGCACCGACGCGCUACCCGCAUGGCCUCUACUAUCGCCCUGUCCAGGUCGUCUUCGAUGAGCCUCCUCCUGCGCCGGCCUGGAACGCAGUGGGCGCGCGCCGCGUACCCGGCGCUCAGCACCCUCGCGGGCGGGAUAAAAGGCGCGAGCGCACGCGACCUCCGGGCUCGCCACUUCUCCGCUUCCGUACCCGCUAUGUGCCAGCAACACACCAUCCCGCAGACGAUGAAGGCGGCCGUCGUGCCGCAGGCGGGCAGCGCCAUCGAGAUCAAGGACGUGCGCGUGAAGCGCCCCGAGGAGCUCAAGCCCGGCGAGUGCCUCCUCAAGAUGAUCUGCACGGGCGUCUGCCACACCGACCUGCACGCCGCGCUCGGCGACUGGCCCAUUCCGCCCAAGACCCCGCUUAUUGGCGGGCACGAGGGCGUAGGGAUCGUCGUCGCCAUUGGCGCGAACACCGCGAACUCGCCGGUGAAGAUCGGCGACCGCGUCGGCGUCAAGUGGCUCGCCGACUCCUGCCUCAACUGCGAGCAGUGCAAGAAGGGCCGCGAGCAGAACUGCGAGCACGCCGAGCUCUCCGGCUACACCGUCGACGGCACCUUCUCCGAAUAUGUUGUUUCCUUCACCAACCACGUCACCCCGAUUCCCGAGGGCUUUGACAGCUACGCAGCCGCAUCAAUCCUCUGUGCCGGUGUAACCGUGUACCGCGCAAUCAAGUACUCACAGACGCAGCUCGGCGACUGGAUCGUGCUCCCCGGCGCCGGCGGCGGGCUCGGCCACCUCGCCGUGCAGUACGCGAAGGUGCGCGGCCUGCGGCCCAUCGCGAUCGACACGGGCGACGAGAAGCGCAAGCUGUGCAUGGAGCUCGGCGCGGAGGCGUUCAUCGACUUCAAGGAGUGCCAGGACAUCGUGGGCGAGGUGAAGCGCAUCACGGGCGGCUACGGCGCGCACUCGGCGGUCGUGACCACGGCGUCGCCGAGCGGGUACACGCAGGCCGUCGACUACCUGCGCCCGGGAGGGACGCUGAUGGCGGUGGGCCUCCCGGGGAAGGCGGGGCUCCAGGCGUCGAUCUUCUUCACGGUGUUUAAGAGCAUUAGUAUCCUGGGGUCGUACGUCGGCAACCGCCAGGACGCGUACGAGGCGCUCGAUAUCGCCGCGCGCGGCGGUGUUGUGUGCAAGUAUGUCCUGAAGGACUUGCCUGCUUUGACGAGCACCUACGACGCCAUGCAAGAGGGCAAGAUCGCCGGGCGCAUCGUUCUCAAGUUCUAAAUGGCUUAACCGGCUACGUCCUCGACUCCCUCCUCUUCCACGAGCGUAAUCUCGCUCCUAAUGAUAUGACAUCGCUCUCUAACCACGAUGGCAUCGCUCUCUAACGACGAUGACAUCGGGCUCGAACUGGGGAAAUAGAAAGCAGAAGUAACUUAUCAACGCAAGGCAUUGUAAUGUUGCCUCCUGUACACUAGUAGCACAAAUGACCGAAUGAAGCGUAUAAUACCCGAACUCCUCU